Pomacea canaliculata is the source of this 3774-nucleotide messenger RNA. RefSeq lists its product as uncharacterized. Bases 233 to 1342 code for a protein of 369 amino acids. The transcript has 4 exons. The record is from RefSeq and is a predicted model, not a curated record. Lineage: Eukaryota; Metazoa; Mollusca; Gastropoda; Architaenioglossa; Ampullariidae.
UUUAGAGACCCAUCACUUGGCUUUAGAAGACAGAAAAGUGUGUGAUGAUGACGAGGGGCAAACGAGAUCAUUGACCUUUCCCUGUCCAACAUGCAGAGCAGAGAUCACCGUGCCACCUGGUGGAGUCACUCAGUUUCAGUCCAAUUUCUACUUGACGUAGAAAACACUCAAAUGUGAGGUAUGCAAACGAGAUGAAGAAGCUACGUACAGCUGUACUGACUGUGGUCACAACAUGUGCACCCAGUGCCAGACGUGCCAUGACAUAUUUACCUCCAGUCAUCAUGUACAGCAGUUAGUCGGUAGUAACAAGCGGCAUUCUCAAAAUAGUUACAAUACAGACUUUGAGCAGAAACGUGCCAACCAACUCAAGGUACUGGAGGUGGCGCUAGUGACGAUGAUGGAGGAGGAAGAUAUGUUGCAACGGCAGAGGCAGGCGGUGACUGACGUCAUCACCAGGCGGGCCGACGCCAUGAGGGCGCUAGUGACGCAGACGGAGGAGAAGAGUCAAAGGGCGGUCAAUGAAAAAGCCGAUAAUUUGGGUAAACAGAUACAAAAUAAGAUGACCACUGCUCGCCAGAAGCACGCCAUGAUUGUAACACCACAAGUCUUUACUCAUGGACAGCCCACGUUACUUAGUAAUGAUGAUUUUGAAUAUUAUCAACAGCAGAGCCGAAGAGGACGACAAGUGAAGACUCUACUGCACCAGUUCAACGACUUUGCCAUUGACCUGCAGGCCGUAGAAGCCUACAUAGGUAAGGUGUGUGAUGACCAACUGACUGCAUUGGAGACUAGCUUACCUGUGGCAAGUGACGUCAGCAGUGGAACCAUGACAGAAAUGUCAGACGAUAAACCUGCUACGUCACAAACGUCAGACAUAACAAAACUAACACGUGACAUUUCAGACAUUGAGGACACGCUGGCAGCACUAGAUGCAUGCACACAAAACUUGGAGAGUCAGAAUCAAACCAAUGUUUCCUUUUUGAAAGAUGAAGACUUAAAGAUACAACAAAAUGUUGCAGCUUGUCAGAAAAAUAUGGAUGAUUGUACAAGAAACAUUUCAAAUAUUCAAAAAGACAUAGCCAGCAUGCGCCAGGAGUUUGAAACAAUGAAAGCUUCUAACUCUACUUUACAGAAUGAUGUUGAAAUCAUUAAGAAAGAAUCAUCGAGCAAUAAAAUGGAAACCCAAAAAGUGAAAGAUGUGGCUAACGACUUGAGAACAGAACUGAAGACUUUUAAAGGCCUACAACAAUGCGACCGGCAUUCUCGUCGCUCCUGUCACAGGAAUCUACUUCUUUAUGGCCAGCGCGAUGAACACAAAGGAGUCAGGGAAUCUUUAUCUUGAUAUUUUAGUAAAUAAAACUCACGUUGCUGAGUCGUUGACCACAGACAGCAAGGUGGAGUGUGGGAUGAGCUGUACUGUGCACGUAGUUCAGAGACUAAUUCAAGGACAGGAGGUAUCAUUGUCAGCAGGAACACAUUUGCCUUCCUCCUCUGUUUCGAUGCGAUAUCUUGAAACGUCCUUUGCUGGCGUUUUAGUGCAACAAGAGUUUGGCGUGGUAUAGUGGUAGCACUGGCAUCAUCAUCAUCAUCAUCGUCAUCAUCGUCGUCGUCGUCGUUAAUCCACAAAAUAACGAACACAGCCACUUACCUUGGAAAAAAUUGUCAAUAGUAUUUUUAGGAAACCGGUGAUCUACGUCUUUUAAAGCUUUGUUUUUAGAUGAGAUAGUUUUAAUAAUUAAUUUGUUUUAUCACCGUUUUUGGAUGUUUUGUACACACAAAAGCUAAAAUAUAUUAUACUAUUGCUAGUCACAUGGUUAGUAAAAUUAUAGGUAUCUUGUUAAAACAUAAUCAUGAAAAUGUAGUAGGUGGCAAGCGUGUUUAUGAUGGGGAAUGGUGUCUUUUCGCCAAGUAGGCUUGAAGGGACUGCAUUCUUCUUUUUUUUUUUUUUUUUUUUUCGAAUUUGCUGUGCUUGUUGUACAUAUGUUUCCAACUUACACUUUCCUUACAUAGACCUCUCUAGCUAACGCGAUCACAGUUUCUUAAUUUGUACAGGUCGACCAUGGGAUAAUGCUGGUAUCAGUGCUAAACAGCCAUCCCCUUCAACAUUGUAUUGCAAUUUCUGCUUCUUAACCUUAUGGAUUUUCUCCUGUUGGUUUGAUCGACGUGUUUGUUUAUUGCUCUUGUCUGCUCCAGUCCUGACUGUACAUCCACCAGAAGAACGACUUGGCAUUCCUAUUAACUCUAUAGAGCCACUGUCUCGUGUAUUGUGCUGCGUGGAGAGCCUGGCUUUGACUGGGAGACUGCGCUAUAAGAGCUCACACCAAUAUUAUAAAAAUCAUAAAUGUCUUAAGUUGUAUGAAGUGAUCAGUUCUUUAGGCGGUAAGGGAAGGAAGAGAAAUCGAAUUUAAUUUAAUAGACGAGACAUGAAAAAAAAUGUACUGACACCUACAAUCGUCAUACUGAAUUCAGAAUCACACGGAGAUGCAGGUGCUGCUUACUAGUGUUGAUGCCCUCUUCAGAAAAAUAUCUGAAAACGGACCCCGAUACCCUCCACCAAAAUACAAACAAACGACACGAGUGACUAAUUUUAGAAGAUUGAUGGUAACAAUAAAUCAGGGGUUGCACCUAGUAAUUGCAGACAAAAAAUUUCGCGGUGCCCGAGGCACCUGUCGCAUAUUGUGAUCACAUUAAAACAGCAAACAGUUACAUGGCAUACUGUACUAGCUUACAUACUUCACUGACAUGGGUUGUCUUAUAAGUAACUGAGGACAUUAGCAAUGUAUAGAUAACACAGAAAUGAAACUAAGUCAGUUAUUUUUAUGUGUAAGAGAUGGCAAAGGUCAGAUCAGAGAUCAAAUAGUUUUUGCACAUGUGUGACAUGGCUAAGAAUACGCUUUUUACUCUGUUUAGAUAAAAGAUAAAUCUGCUGUUUAUAUUUCACAAAUCUUUAUUUGGUUAUAAAAUUAUAAAAUUUAUAAACAAUUUGAAUACUCAAUACAAUAACGGGCAACAGUAAUUUGUGUAGUACUCAAACAGAACUGCCUCCGUAAUCUCUUCUCUCGUUCUACAAAACUGAUAACCCGGCAGCAUUAUUAAAUGAUGUUCAACAAAUACUUUAUACACUUAGGAAGACAAUUUUUCAUUUGUUGAUAAGAUUUGUAGGCACUAUGUUAAUAAGUUUCUGUGUACAACUGUAUUCACUGUACUAACGAGCCCAGCGGACGCGCACAGGCAGGAUAGGUAGGUUACCCAGUGAACACUGCAAUCAUAACCUCGGAGUAACAAGUGUGGGAGUAGAGCAGUGGGACGGUGUCGCAGGGAAGGUCGCGACCUCAUAAACACUGCCUGAACACGUCAGUAUAACCCAGGCACCCGGGUAGGAACGGGGAAGGAGAGAUUGAAUGACACAUAUUAGCACUGGGAACGAUUUCGAGGGACUAGGAUUUGCACACUGCGCAUCUUAGCGUGUAGGUCGUUAGGCAGGUGACAACUUACUGUUUAGAAAUUAUAAGACAUUUGUGUUGAUUUUAGUGGGGAGUGUGAAAAUAAACACAUCACAAAAAAGAAUAUAAAACAAAUUACACAUCUGUUUUGAAAAUAACAAAGAAACAGCACACACACACACACACACACACAUGCACGCACAAAAUCAUACUAUCAGUUCGUUAUGCUUAUCUGCAUUUGGUUGUUGAAGUUGUGUAACGUUUGUAUAAAAAGGAACAAAUAAAAAUUAAAUUCGACGACACUAUCUGCAAUUUAUUUUUACUUUUAUAA